CGAGAAUUGUAAGCGUGACAAAAACAACAAAGCCGAGGCGCAUUUCACAAUAAUUAAAUGUUUUUCGAUCAAUUGCGGCGCGUUUAACCCCUCGAAAGCGAACGCGAUGCGUGAUCCGCGGACCCAGUGACCCAGUGAACGAGGACCAGUGAGAGCGGCGCUCCGAACAAAGACAAAACCCGAGAAAAACGGCGAGCGAAAACGCCGACCGCAUAACCUGUACGUGGUACGUGAGCAGGCAAACCGAAUGCGAAUGGAGGGAGGCAAGGGAAGCGGAGGAGGAGGAGGAGGAGGUGGUGGCGGGAAGCGGAUGAAGGAGGAGGCGCCAAGCAAGAAGUUGCCGCCUAAAAUCUACGGCACCGAUGCGGGCACGCCCACAAAGGCGGCCCACGACGAGAUCCUCAGUUCGCUGCUGAGGAUCAACAAUUUCGACUCGAUAUCGAGCAUCAAGGAUGAAUCCCUGGACAUUGAUCUCUCGGCCUGCGUGACCAUCAGUUCGGCGAGUCUGGUCAACGGGAACAGCCUCUCCUCCACGGACUUUUGGCGCGUUCUGGACGAGAGUGCCCAGAACAACACCGAGCUGAAUCUCUCCUCGGAUGUCGCCUCCUCGGCAACUCCCAACUUGGCCAGUGAUAACCACUCCAGCUCCGAGUUUAGUGUGACUUUUCUGCGCCCGGAGCCGCCGAAUGCUUUUACCAACUCGCCCUUCAAGAAGACCACCAGCGGCAGCGGCACCUCCACUCCCGUCAAGCUCUCCCCGGAGCAAAUGCAUCAGCAGAUGCCCCAAUCCCAAUCCCAGUUGCUCCAACGCAAGCCCAAGCUGCCGGCGGCCACGGCGGUGCGCCUGAAGGUCUUCAAGGAGGAGCCGCCCGAGGAGAAGCAUCCGCCGGAGCAAGUAAUCACCAAGGUGGAGCCCGAGUUUCUGCCGCCCUCCUUCUCCAUGUUCCAGCAGGCCAAGUCCUCCUCCGAUGAUGCCGUCAGCAUGCCGCCACCAGCAGAAACCAAGCCAAGCUUCGAGGUGGAUCCCUCGCCGCUGCACAAGUGCCUCGACUGCAAUGGCCAGCUGCUGGAGACGCCCGACGAGGUGGCCAAGCACGAGGCGGCCGGCCAUCGGCUGAGGCUCACCUACCGCUGCGCCGAGUGCCAGCGGGAGUUCGAGCUGCUGGCGGGGUUGAAGAAGCACCUGAAGACGCAUCGCAGCGAGGGACGCAAGGACACCUGGAAGAAGUGUCCCGAUUGCGGCAAGUGCCUCAAACUGGGCAGCAUGUGGAUGCACCGGAAGAUCCACAGCGACAACAAGAAGUACCAAUGCGACAUUUGCGGCCAGAAGUUUGUGCAGAAAAUAAACCUCACGCAUCACGCCAGGAUUCACUCCUCAGAGAAGCCCUACGAGUGCCCCGAGUGCCAGAAGCGUUUCCAGGAGCGCUCCCAUUUGCAGCGCCACCAGAAGUACCAUGCGCAAACGCGUUCCUAUCGCUGCGAAAAGUGCGGCAAGAUGUACAAGACGGAGCGCUGUUUGAAGGUCCACAAUCUGGUGCAUCUGGAGCAGCGACCCUUCGCCUGCAACGUCUGCGAUAAGAGCUUCAUCAGCAACUCGAAGCUGAAGCAGCACUCCAACAUACACACCGGCAUGCGGCCCUUCAAGUGCAACUACUGUCCGCGCGACUUUACCAACUUUCCCAACUGGCUGAAGCACACGCGGCGUCGGCACAAGGUGGACCACAAGACGGGCGAACAUCUCGAGAACAUUCCCUCCUAUUGCUCCAAGAAGUCGACCACGAAUAAGGCUCAAAAGGCAGCAGCGGCGGCGGCGGCGGCGGCGGCAGCAGCAGCGGCGGCAGCGGCUUCUACAGCAGCAGUGAAUCCCAACGAAACUACCGCUUCCGCUGAACUGAAAGUCAAGCCGAAUCUUCCGCCAGCUCCCGCGAAACAAGCGCGAAAAAAGAAGCAACCCCAGCAGGCCACUCUAGCCGCCUUGGGAAUCACUCUCCCUGCCGGCACUGCGCUGCAGCAGGUGCAUCCAGUGCCGCAACAGCAGGAGCUGACCACUGUGCUGGUGCCACUGCCUCCGCCUCCGCCGGCAGCCAAGCAGACGACCAAAGCCAAGCGAGAACGCAAGCAGCUGGCGCCCAAGCAGUUGCAACAAAAGCCACAGCUCCUGCAGCAACCGUGCAGUCUAGAACCCAUUGCCACUGCAGUGCCGCAAAUCAAGAAGGAGCCCGUGCAGAACCAGGGACCCUUCCUCGACCUCCACGGCCUCAGCCUGACCUCCGCCGAGGAGCUGAUCAUGGAGCAGGCCCUCGAGAUGGAGGAGUGCGGCCUGUACGACGCACCCAAUGCGAGCACGGAAAUGGGAACUUCGGACAACGCCAUCUCGGAUUCGGCCGCUGCCCUGCAUUUCCAGAUAAAGAACGAAUUGCCAGACGAACUGUUGCCGGACGAUGAUUUCAUGCCUUGUAAGCCCAGCGACCGCCUAGCCUGCCCCUCACUGGAGUCCUCGCCGUUCUCUUCGCCCGCCUCCAUGGAGCUAACCGCCGUAUCCUCUGCAUCCUCCAGUGUCGCCACAUCGACCCAAGCAUUACCAGUGCGAUCUGGGAACUACUACCUGCCCGCCUUUACGCUGAACGCGCAUGACAAGAUUAGCAGCAGUAAUGCCGGCGGCAAUGCGAUGCAAUCGGUGAGCACGAGCUUGGCUCAGACACCCGCGGCGGUGUCCAUGGUGAACGUGCCGCUGCUGGUGCGAUCCAAUCAGAUGCUGCCCUCGGUGGACACGCUGCUGUUCACCAACCAGGCCGGCGGCAGUCGAUUCUUUGCGGGAAAAUCGGCGACUGCGGCCACGCCGCAUCUGACAUGAUGCUGCCCGCCAACAUGAACGCCUCAACGAUCUCCUGUGUCUUAGUUAAGUUAGCCGUGUCCACAAUGGGCGGUCGCUGACCGCUGGCAAUCAUUUAAAAGAAUCCGGAUGAGUGUCCGUAGGUUAUUAAGAGUAUGACGCUACAUUUGUUUUAGUAUUUGACCUAAGCUGAUUUCUGCAUAGUCCGUAAGUGUAUUUGAGUGUAUAUAUAUACGUUUAUAUAUAGCAACAUAAUGAUAGAUCUUUAAUUUGUACGCUUCACACCAAUAAUAAAUUUCGUACAUAUUUUAGUAUA
This is a messenger RNA of Drosophila takahashii, 3149 nucleotides long. RefSeq names its product wings down (gene wdn). NCBI's taxonomy places the organism in Eukaryota, Metazoa, Arthropoda, Insecta, Diptera, Drosophilidae. The record is from RefSeq and is a predicted model, not a curated record.